AUGGGAGAGGUAGCGCGUGGAGGUUGUUGUCCUCCGAUGGAUCUGUUCCGUUCGGAGCCGAUGCAACUGAUUCAGCUCAUCAUUCCCAUCGAAUCCGCUCACUGCACUGUUUCAUACCUCGGUGACCUUGGCCUUCUUCAGUUUAAAGAUCUCAAUUCAGAGAAGAGCCCCUUUCAACGAACUUAUGCAACUCAGAUAAAAAGAUGUGGAGAGAUGGCUCGUAGAUUGCGUUUCUUCAAGGAGCAAAUGUUUAAGGCAGGUGUUUCACCAAAAGGUUCCACAGCACAGUUUGAUGUGAACAUCGAUGACCUUGAGAUAAAACUUUCAGAAAUUGAGUCUGAGUUAACUGAGAUGAAUGCAAAUGGUGAAAAGUUGCAACGCACAUACAAUGAACUUGUUGAGUAUAAGCUUGUUCUGCAGAAGGCUGGUGACUUUUUCCACUCAGCUCAAAGCCGUGCCAUAGAGCAGCAAAGAGAAUAUGAAUCACGCCAUCUGAGUGGAGAUUCUAUGGAAGCACCUUUAUUACAAGACCAAGAGUUACCAGGUGAUUCAUCAAAGGCAGUUAAGUUGGGAUUUUUAGCUGGUCUCGUUCCCAGGGAAAAGUCCAUGGCAUUUGAGAGAAUUUUAUUUCGUGCUACUAGAGGCAAUGUAUUUUUGAGGCAGACUGCUGUUGAGGAUCCGGUUACAGACCCUGUUUCUGGAGAAAAGACUGAGAAAAAUGUUUUUGUCGUCUUUUACGCCGGUGAAAAAGUGAAAGCCAAGAUUCUGAAAAUCUGUGAUGCCUUUGGUGCCAAUCGAUACCCGUUUGCUGAGGAACUUGGAAAACAAGCUCAAAUGAUUACAGAGGUUUCUGGAAGGCUUACGGAAUUGAAGACCACCAUAGAUGCUGGACUUUUGCACCGAGUUAACUUGCUGGAAAAUCUUGGGACUCAAUUCGAGCAAUGGAAUCUUUUGGUGAGGAAGGAGAAAUCCAUCCACCAUACCCUGAACAUGCUGAGCCUUGAUGUGACGAAAAAAUGUCUAGUGGCUGAGGGGUGGAGUCCCGUUUUUGCAACAAAGCAGGUCCAAGAUGCAUUACAGCGGGCUUCAAAGGACUCUAACUCCCAAGUCAGUGCUAUUUUGCAAGUUUUGCAUACCAGAGAGUUGCCACCUACCUACUUUCGCACGAACAAAUUUACGUCUUCGUAUCAAGGAAUUAUAGACUCAUAUGGGGUUGCUAAAUAUCAAGAGGCAAAUCCUACUGUGUUUACUGUAGUUACCUUUCCAUUUCUUUUUGCUGUAAUGUUUGGUGAUUGGGGGCAUGGAAUAUGUUUACUACUGGCAGCUCUAUAUUUCAUAAUCAGGGAGAAGAAACUUUCUAGCCAGAAGCUUGAUGACAUCACGGAUAUGACUUUUGGGGGUCGCUAUGUUAUUUUCAUGAUGUCACUCUUCUCGAUCUACACUGGCCUAAUCUAUAACGAGUUCUUUUCUGUUCCAUUUGAACUCUUUGGCGCCUCUGCAUAUGAGUGCCGUGACCUUUCUUGCAGGGAUUCUACCACAAUAGGGCUGAUAAAAGCGCGUCGCACUUACCCUUUUGGAGUGGAUCCUGUAUGGCAUGGUACACGUAGUGAAUUACCAUUCCUAAAUUCUUUGAAAAUGAAGAUGUCAAUUCUUCUUGGAGUUGCUCAAAUGAACCUUGGAAUUAUAAUGAGCUAUGCCAAUGCCAGGUUCUUUAAGAACCAUGUAAAUGUAUGGUUCCAAUUUAUCCCCCAGGUGAUAUUUCUUAACAGUCUAUUUGGCUACCUAUCCCUCCUUAUUAUUGUGAAGUGGUGCACGGGUUCUCAAGCUGAUUUGUACCACGUAAUGAUCUACAUGUUCCUGAGCCCAACAGAUGAUUUAGGCGAGAACCAACUCUUUGAGGGUCAGAAAAAUGUUCAGCUCGUGCUUCUGCUUCUGGCUGGUGUCGCUGUGCCCUGGAUGCUGUUGCCAAAACCCUUUAUUUUGAAGAAACAACAUGAAGCUAGGCACAUGGAUGAAUCCUAUGCAUCACUUCCAAACACGGAGGAAAGCUUGCAAGUGGAAUCAAAUCACGAUUCCCAUGGUCAUGCGGAAUUUGAGUUCAGUGAAAUUUUUGUACAUCAACUCAUACACACUAUAGAAUUUGUACUUGGAGCAGUAUCUAAUACAGCUUCUUACCUUCGUCUGUGGGCCCUUAGUCUUGCUCAUUCAGAGUUAUCAACUGUAUUCUACGAGAAGGUUCUGCUUAUGGCAUGGGGGUACAAUAAUUGGAUUAUCCUGAUAGUGGGUCUCCUUGUUUUCAUUUUUGCAACUGUUGGAGUGUUACUUGUCAUGGAAACUCUGAGUGCCUUCUUGCACGCAUUGAGGCUUCACUGGGUGGAGUACCAAAACAAGUUUUACGAAGGAGAUGGUUACAAGUUCCACCCUUUCUCGUUCACAUUGCUAGACGAAGAGGAUGAGUUGAUAUAA
Vicia faba (fava bean) is the source of this 2466-nucleotide messenger RNA. NCBI's taxonomy places the organism in Eukaryota, Viridiplantae, Streptophyta, Magnoliopsida, Fabales, Fabaceae. The record is from the annotation of a GenBank genome assembly.